CCGCGGCAGAGCCUCAGUGGGCCGGCCCCCCUCCUCCAUAAGAAGGGACUUAUCCCCCACGAUUCUUGGCGUAGGCUGUGCUAAAACUGCCGGUUCAUACAUGCUUGGAAUUCACACCCAAUUAUCUUAGUUGGCCAUCUUAGUUGGCCCUGCUCCAAUUACUACUCCAAGCCUCGAAAUGGCCAAGGCCGCCUUUUUGACACUGACCAUCCGCAACCUCCCCCGAGGCACCACCGAUGAGGAUGUCCGCAACCAUAUUAACCAGCGCUAUUCAAAUGCCCAGCCCGUCGUCGGCCCCAUCGUGGGCGAUUCCUUGAGACCUGGCAUGGUCUACACUACCGUCACUGUUCGCCAAGACAGCGACGAUAAGUGUAGGGCACUGAGAGACGGCCUGAACCUCAAGUCCUUCUGGCCCCGACUUCCAGAGCCCGGGGCGGAUAGCGAGGCCAAGAUCGCAGUCAACGAUGAGUUUCUCGGCGUUACCACCAUUGCCGAGCAUGAAAAUCCCCAGUUUGACCUAUACUUCAUUCAUGGGCUCGGUGGUCAUGCCUUCAGGUCCUGGAGUACCGACAAGGACUUUCCACGCAUGUGGCCCAGAGACUUCUUCCCCAACGAUGUUCGGGACAAACCCCUGAACCCUAAUGACCCCCAAGGCCCCAAGCUUGCGGGGCGCUUCUCAACCAUUGGCUACCGGGCGAGUGCAUUCAACACUUGGUCCGCUACAACCACCAUCGAGAAAACGGCCGAGAAUCUCCUCGCCGCCAUCAUGGCUGAUCGGCCUCAGGGCACCACUCGUCCAAUGUACUUUGCGGCUCACAGUCUUGGUGGACUCCUAACCUGUCAGGCAAUUAUACGGGCCCUGCACAACAAGGCCGAUAAAUCUGAGCUGCAAGAGACAUACCGCGAAAUCUUCAUCCAGAACGGCGAGAUCUUGGUUAAAGGGAUCUUCUUUUUUGGCACACCUUUUGAGGGUUCCAGCCUGGCCAACUACAGCUCCAAGAUUGUUAAAUUCCUUCGUGGCAACGAAGCCCUUAUCGACAGCCUGAAAGUCCGUUCCGAGGAGCUAGCCACGAUCGUGGCAAAGUUCAACCAGCUUCGAAGCAACGAGGAAACCAAAAUACCGAUUCUGAUUUCCUAUGAGAUGCAGCCCAUGUAUAGCGUCAAGUUUGUGACACUUCCUGAUUCAGCCACUAGCACAUUCAACGCGCUGUCUCUGGGGAUUGACGGGGAUCACAGAACAAUGAUCAGGUUUCAACAUAACCAAGAAGAGAGCUAUCGAAAGGUGUCACAGCACAUGAUUCGGAUGAUACAAUCAUCCUUGUCGGGAUCCAACACUAUUCCCUCCAUGGCCCCCGGAAGCCCUCCAGCUCGGUUCAAUCCGAGCCCACUACUCAGAUCCCAGACCGUCGGCUCUACUCAGUCACUUCCGCCGUAUCCAGGUCUAUUUUCCCCAGGGCUAUCUCCAGGGCUCUCCCCAGGGCUGUCCCCGGGAGUAUCACCGGGGCUCUGGCAAUCUCAAUACGCUGACCCCCGAUCCUCGACGUCCAGCUCUAUAGGAUUAGGGAGUGCAGUGACGCCAGCCUCAUCAUUGAUGUCCCUCCCCGUCUACCCCUCGCCUGAUUCAAAAGCAAUUGAUCCGUUGGUCAAUAAUCCAUUUGCAAGAGCCCACUCCCCCGUUGCGCCCGUCAGCAUGAACGACUUCGUCCAAGCCGGGCCACAAGGUAAAGAAGACAAGAAUGAGUUCGCCAUGUUGAGACAGUUUGAUACCGUCUUCUUGCUCGACGAUACGGGAUCCAUGUCCGAGCAAGAUGACAAUGGAAAGUCCAAGUGGGACGAACUCAUCCAGAGCCUCCAGUACAUCGUCGACAUCGUCUGCCGUUACGACAAGGACGGUAUCGAUGUUCACUUUUUUAUCAACGAUGAGAAAGAUGAGCACAACAUUACCGAUGGGCAGAGAAUUCUGGAUCUGCUUACCAAAGAGGUUGCCCCCGACGAGGGCGGCGGCGGGACUUACAUAUCCCAGCAGCUCUGGGUCAUCUUGACGACUUAUCUGGAAAGGUUCGAGGACUACAAGAAGAGGCUCAACGAGAAGCCGCGGCCAGAGAGGCCCAAGAUGCUGAACCUAGUCAUCAUCACGGACGGAGCCGCAGACGACAAGGAAGAAGUCGAGGAUGUCAUUGUCGAAGCUGCAAAGACACUGGACAGACUCCGUGCGCCUCCCAAUCAGCUCGGCAUCCAAUUUCUGCAGAUUGGCAAGGACGACGACGCCGCAAGGUGGCUUAAUCUCCUAGACGACGCUCUCAAAGACAAGCACCGCAUUCGAGAUAUUGUGGACACACGUCCUUGGGACAGCCCCAAGGAAAUGAACAAGUCGCUGCAAGACAGGCUGGCACAAAUCCUGCUCGGCGGCAUCUCUCGAGCAAGGGAUAAAGCAGAGACAGCUACCAUGUCGUGAUAGCUAGCACCACUCGAGCGUGCCACAUAUAAUUGCGGAGCAGCCGUUUGAGACAAGGAGUGGGCCGGUGGAACGGGCGGUGGAGAUGCUUAAUUUGCUUUGAGACUUGUUUUCCCUAACAUGCUUGAAGACCCCUCUUCAAUGAUAAGGUCCUCAAUUCAAAUCUGACUGUGGACAUUGUUACUUUUGCCCGAUGUCGUUUGUUGACAUGCUUUUUGCUGCCUUUAUUUUUUUGGUCCUCGACCUCGAAACUGACUGGUAAGACGGCAU
Messenger RNA from Lasiosphaeria miniovina, 2725 nucleotides. RefSeq lists its product as uncharacterized. The transcript is spliced from 7 exons. Lineage: Eukaryota; Fungi; Ascomycota; Sordariomycetes; Sordariales; Lasiosphaeriaceae. The record is from RefSeq and is a predicted model, not a curated record. The coding region runs from base 179 to 2455 and encodes 758 amino acids.